Pelagomonas calceolata is the source of this 1014-nucleotide messenger RNA. Lineage: Eukaryota; Pelagophyceae; Pelagomonadales; Pelagomonadaceae. The record is from the annotation of a GenBank genome assembly.
AUGGCGACGGACGAGAACAACCACAAGAACGAGGCGCGCGACGACUGGACCGGCUGCACCUUCCGGGUGGAGCGGGGGCCCAGCAGCGAAGGCCGGGCCUGGAGAUGUCGGUUCCUUACUGCUCGACGGAGCCAGCGCGGCCACGUCAUCGCCGAGAAACGACUUAGUGGGUUGAUUGCCACACAGGCGACGACGACGGCGAGGAGCAGGGCGCCCUCGAGUCGGCCGUGGCCGCGGGCGUCGUCGCGCGGCGCCGGGGCGGCGGCGGCCCGCGGGGCGCGCGGCCCGGAUUCGCGCUCGGCGCCGCUGAGGAGGAGCCGGUCGCGGACGACGCCGACUCCGACGACGAGGAGGCCGACGAGGUCGAUCCGGACUUCGAUCCCGACGACGACGUCACGAUGCGGGACCCGGAGCCGACGUCGCGCAAGCGCAAGGCGCCGCCGGCGCCGCGGCCGAAGCGGCGCCGCAAGACCAAGGCCGCGCCCAUCGAGCCCGUAUUGUCGGAGUACGAACUCGGCCGGCGCGCCAAGAUCAAGCGGAACAACAAGUUCCUCGUGUCGGUCGGGCUCUUGUUCCCGCGCUGACUCAGCGUCUCGCAGAAACUUCGACUUUGGGAAGAUGGCGUCGGCACGAUCACGAUGCCGCCGUGACGCCGUCGUCGUGAUCGUCGGAGCGUCGACGCGUCUCACGAGUUUACGGUGUCGAUAACAGGCCGAAGGAGGCGCUCGAGGACGACGAGCACCCCUGGUGGUACAUGACGGCGCGCUGAGGGCGCAGCCGUCCACUACGUUUUCCCUCCCCCAUUCUCCCUCUCCCCCCGCUGAUGUUCGAGAUAUGACGAGUCUCGAACGACGACCGAUUGACGACGACGGCGCGGCGCCGGCGUCCCACUAUUCUACCAUCGCUUCUCAUCACAACCGACGCAGGUGCCACGACGGUGGCACCGCCCGGCCGCGCAGCCCGCGAGCGCGGCCGACCAGCUCUCUGCGCGAACGUCCUGGGCGAGUUCGUUCG